This is a messenger RNA of Xiphias gladius (swordfish), 4997 nucleotides long. It is a transcript of the gene stk35, whose product is annotated as serine/threonine kinase 35. The transcript has 3 exons. The coding region runs from base 205 to 1491 and encodes 428 amino acids. The record is from RefSeq and is a predicted model, not a curated record. Gene Ontology annotation, biological process: autophagy; positive regulation of autophagy; protein autophosphorylation. Gene Ontology annotation, cellular component: cytoplasm; autophagosome. Gene Ontology annotation, molecular function: ATP binding; protein serine/threonine kinase activity. NCBI's taxonomy places the organism in Eukaryota, Metazoa, Chordata, Actinopteri, Istiophoriformes, Xiphiidae.
ACAUUUUGUUUAUGAAGCCAAAUUAACUCGUCCAGCUGGACAGCCUUUGGCAGUGCGGUGGCUUUCUCUUUAUUAACAGCAAGAAACUACAAACUGUUGACAGGCUGGCUUUUAACCUCUACGAAAAACAAGCAGGUAGACGUAAGGACGUCAAGCUUAGUAGUUUAGAGUUAAAGUAAUGAAAGAUAAACACGUCCUCCCUUCAUGCUUACUUUCAACAAAAAAGAAGUUAUGGAUAUUUGCAACGGGAAAAAGAGGAGAAAGGUAAGCGGCGGUGUGCGGGGCUGCAGGCGGAGUGUUGCAGAAAAGAUGAAGCGGGAGGCUUGCAAAGUCCUGCGCUCCCUCACGGUGGAUGACAACAAUCACACGGAGCCCAUGGAGGAGGAGGACGACGUCUGCUUCUCCAUCAGCUUCCUUCGAAAUGAUCGGCUGGAGCCUGACAUGGCAGUGUCUCCCCGGUACAGUCUGCUACGGGAGGUCGGCCGGGGGAGCUACGGGGUGGUGUAUGAGGCUAUAGCCCGGAAAACGGGGGCCAGGGUGGCAGUGAAGAGGCUCCAGUGCGACGCCCCGGAAAACGUAGAGCUGGCUCUUGCCGAGUUCUGGGCCCUGACGAGCCUGGAGAACCGACACCAGAACGUGGUCCAGCUGGAGGAAUGUGUCCUGCAGAGGAACGGCCUGGCCCAAAAGAUGAGCCAUGGAAACAAGAGGUCCAAACACUACCUGCGCCUGGUCGAGAUGUCACUCAAAGGGGAGCGCAUCCUGGGUUACCCAGAGGAGCCGUGCUACCUCUGGUUUGUCAUGGAGUUUUGCGAGGGUGGGGACCUAAACCAGUACAUCUUGUCUCGCCGGCCUGACUCUCAGACCAACAAGAGCUUUAUGCGGCAGUUGACAAGUGCUGUAGCUUUCCUGCACAAGAAUAACAUCGUCCAUCGUGAUCUGAAGCCAGACAACAUUCUCAUCUCACAGAAAUCUGGUUCACCUGUACUCAAAGUAGCCGACUUUGGCCUCAGUAAAGUUUGUGCUGGCCUAAACUCCAAGAACAGUGAAGAACACCCUGCAGCAGGAGCAGGUGGCAGAGGCAGCAACCAGAAUAAUAUCAUCAACAUAAACAAGUUCUGGUUGUCAUCAGCUUGUGGCUCAGACUUCUACAUGGCCCCUGAAGUUUGGGAGGGCCACUACACAGCGAAGGCUGACAUCUUCGCCCUGGGCAUUAUCAUCUGGGCAAUGAUCGAGCGGAUCACUUUCAUUGACGCAGAGUCCAAGCGCGAAUUGCUAGGCACUUACAUACGGCAGGGCACAGAGAUUGUACCUGUUGGGGAGGCUCUGUUGGAGAACCCCAAGAUGGUUCUCCACAUCCCUCAGAAGGCCAGGAGCUCCAUGUCUGAGGGGAUGAAGAAACUCCUCCAGGACAUGCUUGCAGUCAACCCUCAGGACCGACCAGACGCCUUCCAGCUGGAGGUGCGGAUGGACCAAGUCACGUGUAUUGCAUGACAACCCCUAACUUUCCAAAACCUCUAUUUUUUUACCCUAACCAGUCAAAGAAGGCACUUCUUUCUUUCUCAGCUUUGUUUACUACAUGGAUGUGGACUCCAUUGGAAAAAUGGACUCUUGACAAACUGAACUGUGAAGAAUCCACAGUCAUAACUUGACUGGGAAGUGAUGGACUGGCUGACGAUUCCAAAACUCUGGGAGAGGAAUAGUAUGAAAAUCAGACCUCAGCAGUGUACUUCCAGCACCAUCCAGUUACAAUCAGUUGCCUCUUUUAAACAGAGAUCACGCUAUAUUGACAUUUAGAAAACCCUCAUUAUGCCGGCUUUGCUUGUUUACACUGAACCAAACAAAGCUGGCAUAAUGCCGCCCUAGUGUCUGAUCUUAGAUAGCAUGCUGGCAUUCUGGAAUCAGGGGCGUGAUGUGUAACACAACAGCUCCUGCAUCUGUCCCGCCAUGCUGGCUCUCCCUUUUACCCAGACAUUGAUCCAGCUCUGUGACUACCUCCACUUCCGGUUUAUUGCCAGAACAAAAAUGCCCCCCAUUUCGCGUUAAUACCUUUUAUACAAAUCGGCAAAGCAGAAUAAUGGCUCGACAUACCCACUUGAACAGGCUACUGUCAACAUGGAGAUGAGGACUUUUAACUCAUGGAUAAUGCCAGUGUCUUUGAGAUUUGACUGGAUUUGACAACCAGGUUUAUGACAUUUGUUGUUUUAUAUUUAUUGAUAUUUGCUCCCAACGGCCCCAGUAUAGGCCUGCUUUUCCCUAACAUUUGUAAUGUAUUGGACUGUGGCACAGGUUACUGUACUAUACUGUAUCAGUGUUCUAAAGUCAAAACAUGGGCUACCCAACAUUUUACUGAUGAUAAUAUGUGAAUAACUAUGAACAACAGACAACACUACACUGCCCCAUAACAACCUUGUGCCUUAAAGAUGAUUCACACCAAGUGCGAUCAGAUUUUUAAAUAAAAUGAUUUUGUGGGUUACAGUGACAGCUCACACACUUCAUGAGUCUGGAACUACUUUUGUCUCAUGCAGGUUUCUGUCUGCAGAAAUGCGGAAAUGACCAAUAGACUUUUUUGCUUUCAGUGAUGUCUACAUUGUAAACAAUACCCAAGGCUGCAAUAAUGGCCAGUUAGAAUGUGAUAAUUUAGUGUCCUUCCUCUACCCACAAGCUCAAGUGCAAUCAUGAUGCUGAAGCUGAAAAUCUAACACUUUAACUAAAAUGAAGAUAUCGUUAUCAAAGAUUUUGUAUCAGUUACUCAUGUAUGCUCAUGUAAAGAAGGUUUUCAAGGAUGUAUCACAAAUCUGUGCCACACUCCUGAGGCAGAAGCAGAACAAAUGUAAAUAUUAUGUUGUUUUGAAGGUGUAUUAUAGAAUUCACACCUUGGAAGUAGCAGGUCUGUAUCUAUGCAGUUGUUACCAAACAAUGUCCAGCAGGGAAUUCAUACUGGUUUUAUUGGGCAUUACUUUCUGUUGAAUCCAAAGAGCUUAGUAUUAACAUAUUUGCUAAAUUAAUCUAUGACCAAGAAACUAUCAUGAUCAUUUGGUGGACUAACAUCUGUUUUGGUAACUUUGUACUGAAUGUUUUUUACAUUGAGGUUGAGUAUGGCUUUUUAGGACUCCUCACAAACUGAAAUAACAAUCAGAAUACACCUCAAGAUACCAAAUUAAUGGGUUACUUGAAAUCAUAUGUCAUUAAGAGACAUUGAGCAUUGCUCUGUAUGCUGUUUUUGGAGUUUUAUGGCUUCCGUUUGAUGUGAUAUGUAUAAUGGGUAAAUCUAUGGGAACUGUCGGACACAGUCAGUCUCAAUACAGUCUGAGCAGUAUUGAGCCAUCCGUGGCGGAAUCUUUCUUGAGUAUCUGAUUUGAGGACUCUCACAGGAAAUUUGAAGAUUUGCCAUCUGGAAAUAAUUCCCAAAGGCAGCCAUGGGAUACCCAUCCUUACUGUCCCUUCCCGCCUUCCCCUCUUUAUUGAAGUGCUUUAGACUCUUUGCAGUGGCAUGUAGAUGUGUAGAACACAUUCAAGCAGUGGUUGUAGUCUGCUAUCUGUGCUGUGAGCAUAUCAGGGCUAGUUUAACCCUAAUUCAUGCAAACGGAUGACUACAAGUGCACUACAAGUGGGGUUACAAAAAUAUUGAGCCACAAGUCUCAUGACUGCGUGAGAUGGUACUUAAAGCAACAAGGAUAGGUUCAAAUGAAUAGAAUAAUUAGAACACAGAAAAAAAUCAAACAGAGGGUAGUUUAAGCAUGCGGGUGGUGAGCCUGGAAAAGGGUAUAUAUAAAAGAGUUUGUAUGUUCCAGACCUAGAAGCUUCUAGCUUUCACUCCCCAGCACAGACCAGUGGAAUGACCAAAACCUCAUUUUGGUUUCACAGCACUGUGUAGCAUUUGGUUUGAGCUCAGUGACUCAACAGUGCUAGUAGAUUUUGGGGCAUUUUGUAGUGUGGUCCUACCUCAUUCUCAGCACUCUGAAACAUCCUAUCUACCUUGACAGUCUCAAUAGUAACCUUGUCUUACUUUCUGAUACAAGGGGCACUUUGCUUGAAUCAGAUAGAUUUUUACCUCAGAUGGAAUCUCUUCAAUCUUGAACCAGCCUCUCACUGACUUCUCUGUGUGGUGUUAUACUUAGCUACAAGCAACAUCUAGCUUUUCCUUUCAUAAUGACUACAUCUGCAGCACCAGUUUCUCUCUCUCUGGAUGUCUUACAGACAUAGUCUUACCCAACAACCAGACAACAAUUAUGUUGUUUGAAUUCAACAACUACAGCUCCAAUAAUGGUUAGAAUAGUGUCUAAAGGUGUUUAAACCUGAAGGCCUCAGUGUGUUUCAACAAAUUAGUAUGAUAAAUAGUAUGACCAUGUCUUAAGUCAAAAGUCAAAAGGUGUUUCUCGCUGUUCCACACAUAAAGCAGGGCAAGAAAACCUACCAUCAGUUGCCUGGUGGCUGCAUCCCACUGCCUCCCCAGUCUCAGAAUUGUUGAUUUGUAUGUGAAUUUAGAAGAAAGUGCUUCCUUUUGAAUGUUUCAAUUUGAUUUAAAAAUGGCACUUAUCCUGAAGGUGUAAGACUCCAAUAACUAACAGAGCUGGCAGUAGUGCUUACAAUUAAAGUGCAACAAAAAUUAGCAUAUAUGCAAUCAAUGUAAUUGCGCCCUGACACUCAUAGGAGCUGAAUUAGUUGUUCCUUGUAGUCCACCUACCCUGCUGUCAUUGUGUUCUAGUGUGAGCCAUUUAGCUCUCUUCAGACUAUUAAUUAUUCCAAUUGAAAACACUUUACACUAUGCAAAAUAUUUCACUGCCUCACUGUAAACACUGUACAGAGCCACACCCUUCUCAAACAACUCUGUGUAAUAUCUUGAACUUUUUUCUUUUAGUACAUAUUUCGAGUAUGUACAGAAAUGUUUGUUUCAAAUGUUGUGUAUAAUAAGAACUGUUUUUGUUAAUGAAGCUGACAGGAGCCAUUAGAUGUUUGAGGAAGCAUCAUACAAUCAUGUUUUUUGCUGUAAAUAUGUU